This is a messenger RNA of Cladocopium goreaui, 5490 nucleotides long. The record is from the annotation of a GenBank genome assembly. Lineage: Eukaryota; Dinophyceae; Suessiales; Symbiodiniaceae.
AUGAACUUCCUCUACGACAUGGACCAGAAGGACCUCCAGGAGUAUGACAACGCGCAGCUCUACUCCGACAAGUCUGUCAACUUUGGCAUGACUAUGAGUGGCAGUUGUGACUUCUUUGUCAACUGCGGCAACAGCACCAAGGUGGACAUGGACAAACGCAAUGCUAUCAAUGCUCGUGGCAAUGUGGAGCUCUUUGACCAGUUGGCUUUCUGGCAUGGUGUGAAAAGGAGAUGGCGCGGCAACUUGCAACAGAGAUGGAACUCCAAGGUGAAGCUGAAAGGAUUGAUCUUCCUGAUGCUCUACGUGGAAGCAGCUGGGAUGGAUGCUCAACAGGCCAAUGACCUUCUCACCAGGAUCAUGGAGCUCAGCAAUGCAGCUGCACAAGCUGCAACCACGGCAACCUCUAUGAUAGAGGGAUUCCAAACUGGUGGAAAAGGAUCUUCAAGGUUUGGAGAUGGAGCCAAAGUUCUACGAGCACCAGAUGUCUUUGAGAUGGACGACCCAGUACGUUACAGCCUAUGGCGUGAGCAGUUCUUGAAUUGGUUGGUCUUGUGUGACUCCAAGUAUGGAGAGCUCAUCAAGGAUGUGGAGAACUUGGACUUUUCCGAGGACAUGGGAAGCUUGGCGCCCGAUGUGAGGGAGCUCAGUGUGGAGCUCUACAGCAUUUUGUCUUCAUAUCUACGUGGACCUGCACUUCAGUGCGAGAUGGCCUCUGGGAAGAAGAUGCCAGACGAUCUGGCAGUAUCAACAGUUUUGAGGUGCAUUGAUGCCCCAACGCGCAAGCACUUGGAGAUGGUGAUGGACGAUGAUUUCAGCUACUCGAAGUUGAAGGAGAAGCUGAUCUUGCUGGACAACUUUUCUCAAAAGCCUUCAAUCUUUGCAGAACCCUUCAAGCUCUACAUCUUCCUCAUCUCAAGGCCCAGUUCCAAUGGAGGUGGACCAGGCAAUUUCAGGAGGGUGAAGCUCUACAACGUGGCCACUCCUCCAAUCACAACACCAGAAUGCUUUGAGAUGGAAAGCGUUGAUGGUGAAGAAGAAUGGUUUUCUACAUGCAUGGUCAAGUCUGUGGAUGUGGAAUGGUUUUCAAUGGAUGGUGGUGAGAUUGACGAGCCCUACAACCAGUGCAAUGAGAAUGCGCUGUAUCAAUGGUAUGGUGAUUGCAACCAUCAGUUUGACAGGUUGCAUGUCAGCAAGGAGGAGAUCAUGGAUCGGUACCAUGUUCGAGCUGUGCCAAUGAUGGACCCUCAGCUCAUCGUUUUGGACAGUGGAGCUGACACUAGCCUUUUGCCAAAGACAAUGUGCGAGAAAGGUUUUGGCAAACGUCUUGGAAAGACGGUUCUUCAAGAUGCCCAAGGAGCCCGACUUGAAACGUUUGGAAAACGCUCAGCACAACUUGAAUGUGAAGGGAAUGGGUCAGACCUUGUGGUCAUUGAGGACGACUUUGUGGUGGCGUCAGUGCAGUCACCCUUGAUCAGCCUCGGACGUCUUCUACAAAAAGGCUGGACAUUGACCCCUUCCAGUGCUGAAGCUGGCAUCAACUUGGUAGAUCCAGACAAAGGAUGUGAAGCCCCACUUUGCUUCAAGAAGAAUUCCCUGGCGCUCUAUGCGCAUAUCAGGGUGGUCAACCUGGUUGAAGAAACGCUUGCAACUUCAUGCCCUAUCACCACCAUUGUGGGGGAUGACGAGCCAAUGUCUGAGAUGGACGAGGACAAGGAGAUGAUGGUUGUUCAGACCAUUGUGGAGCCCAAAGCUGAACUUCUAGACAGAAUCUUCAAACGUGGUUGGACUACGACAGAAGCUGGCAAUCCUUACAUCAUUGUCCCCAACAAUGUGGAGUACAUGGACCCCAGCAUGUUGUUUCCAUGGUCAGAAUGGCCCAGGCGUCGCACUUUGGUUCAACGUGCAGACUUCAAGUGGGGUGUAAUCGAGCACUGCGUCCCCUACUUCACAAAGAUCACCUACACAGGUGGUUCACACAUCAGUGCAGAGAGUUUUCCAUUUGCAGAAGAACCUCAAGUUCCCAUGGAGAUGCAAGAAGGUCUCAAACCUGAGGAACUAGCCCAGAUGGAUGCUGAACGUGGUUUGUUUAGCAACAUUGAGAAUUUCCAGUGGACGUUUGACAAUCGAGAUGCGCUGACAGUUGGCAGCACCAUCGUGAAGAAGGACAGCAGCAUAGCACUUCUUCGAACUGCAGCAGGUUCUUGGGGAUCUCCAAAGGUGGUCAAAGGAAACCCUGUGGACACGACUCUGGAGAACCAGCAACUCUGUCAAGAUGCCAAUCGUCUUUAUCGAGAAGAAAAUCAAGUGAAUGUUCAGGCGCAAUCUGUGCCGAGGCAACCAACAAAGCAGGAGAGAAUUUUGCAUGAGUUGACUCAUUUACCUUUUCGAAGUUGGUGCAGUUUUUGCGUGUCUUGCAAAUCAAAGAUGGAUUCCCUUCACCAUGUGAAUCCUCAACCAGAGCGCAGAGAAUACCCUGUGAUUCAGCUGGACUAUGCAUAUGGAAAAGUGACACCAGGAAUUCCAGCGGCAACAAUCUUGGUAGGCAUUGACUGUCAAUCAAAGAUGCUGACUGCAUUUCCAGCCGAGACCAAAGGCACAAACCUUCGUGGACAAGCUGAACACAUCACUCGUUUUUCUUUGAUGCUCAACCAUGUGGACAAGAUCGAGAUUGUGGCUGACUCUGAGCCGACUAUGCUGGAUCUGCUACAGAAGAUUACAUUGCUCACGCAACAUCUUGGUUUUGAGACGGUGGUGACUCAUGGUCUUCCAGGAGACAAGCGCAGGACAGCUCAAGUGGAAAGGGCUAUUCAAACUUUGAGGAGACAGGCUUCAACACUUUUCGAGAUGGCAGAGCAGAAAUGCGAGGUGAAAUUGCCCGGAGAUCACGCUUUGAUCCCAUGGUCCUACAUUCAUGGCGCUUGGACCUUGAAUCGAUUUCACUGCGAAGCAAUCCGUCGCACUUCAGAACCAUGGAGAGGUGUUUGGCUUCUCUUGGUCAAGGAGAAACCUUACCAAACUUUUGGACGACGAGCUCUUCUGAAAGGAUUGACCUAUGGCAGCCCAGCAACACCAAGACCGGUGGCUGAUGUUCAGAAAAGGAUGCUGAAGUUGGUGAAGCUUCAGGUGAUAAGCGUGAGAAACCAGAAGGCAGUUUCAUGCCUAGAAAAAUGGCAAGGCUUGGUGAACGUGAAGGCCUUGGUGGAGAACAAUUUGGUUUUGGCACUCGAGGUGAUGCAGAAGGAGAUGGUCUCCCAACUAUGGUGGAUGAUGUUCCUGUUGGAGAAACGCCUCCCAAAUUUCCAAGGAGAAUCCAGUCCGAGCUCAAGCAGUCUCUUUGCCCCGCACUAUGCUGGUAGCAUCAACAACAUCCAGUAUGGCGCCACUGAUGACGAUUGUUGGAAAAAGGAUAUCAUGGAGGAUGUGCAGGAGGACAUUGACAUUUCCUGCAAUGGUUUGGAGGAUGAGUUUUCAGAUGAGAUGGUGGACGAAGGCAAACCACCAGUUGUCAGUGAGCAUGAUUUGGAAAAGAGUACAGUGAUCAUUGCACCCCACGAGAAGUACAUCACUGAGCUGGUCAAGGACUUGAACAUGGCCAAUCGAAAGCCCAAGGCAACACCAGAUAUUGCCAUGGACAGUUUGGAUGGGCCCGAACUUUCAGAUGAGGACAAGCACGUCUUCAGGUCAUGCAUGGGCACACUGCUUUACCUGUCACAAGACAGGAGCGAUAUCCAACAUGCGGUGCGCAGUUUGUCUCAGUGGAUGGCAAAACCUACAAAGCCUGCGAUGGAUGGUGUCAGGCACUUGGUUCUUUACCUCAAAGGAACUUCAAACUAUGGUUUGCUCCUCCCCUACCAGGUCUUGAACAACAGCAAGCUGGAUGAGAUUCAUGGAAAAGAAGCGCACGCAUUUUCAGAGCAGAAAGUCGAGGUUUUUAGCGACAGUGCUGGCGCAGAAGGUCUCUAUGUUGGACGACUUUGGACCUUCCUCACCAAGAAGGACACCAGCGUGGUGAUUGUCACGCACUCAAGCAGUGGCAAGGCAUUUGCUCAACGUUUGGGAGUCGGAAGACUCAAGCAUGUGGACGUCAAGUUUUUGUGGAUGCAGAAAGCCAUCAAGGACAGUUUGCUGGAGAUGAAAACGGUGGCAACUUUGCUGAACGUGGCUGAUUUGGGAACAAAAAGCUCAACAGAGCUCGCAGAGCUUUCCUCAUGUACCUCAUGUGCAUUGUUGUUUUCAGCGAAGAGGUGGAUGGCUAUAUACCAGUUUGAUGACCAAAUGCAACGGAAAAUGCUUGGCAGCAACAUGAAGGUGGUUCGACGAAUCAUGCUGGAGACUCUUUCCAAUGGCACAAGCGACUUCAAACCGAAGUUGGCAACCCCGUUGGUGAAAGCCCUUACUUUGCUUGCACUACAGCCGAUGGCGAAAGGCAUGAGACCAGAUGAUCUCGAUGCGCAAGCAAUUGUGGCCAAGGGCUAUUUGGAUUUCUUCAUGGAGAACUACGAGUUCAUGAUUGUGUAUGUGGUGUUUUUCUUCUUUGCCGGUAUCAUGGUUGGAUUCUUUGUCAGCAAGCUCUUCCCAGCAGAGCACGUCACAGCGGCGAUGACAUGGUUUCGAAAGUGGAUCAAGAUGUACCUCCCAAAGGGACAUCGCCAUUUGUGCUACGUGGAUGACUGGGAUCCAGAGCUACACGAACUUAGAAAGUAUCGUGUGCUGGACAGUCCCAAAGAUGCAUGGUCGGGAGAAGAAUACUUCCGAGAAACAGGAGAUCAAGGAUUGGCACGCUACGUGCGACCUGCUCGACAAGUUCGACUUCGUUUGGGCAUUGCAGAGAUGGAUCCAUUGGAGAUGUAUCAGCUGAUGGAUGAGAACAUGGACGAAGAACAUGGAGAAGAGGAAACCCUUGAACGCGACACUUCAAUGGAAGUUGAUGAAGUUUGUGAACAACCCGGACCAGAACAAGGACAACGAGAACCCAGUGUGGCGAGAUCAACAGUGACGCUUCCAGGAUCGCCUCAUGAGAACCCGUAUGAGUUCCGUGGUGCUGAAUCAAAUGACCCAGAUCGACAAGAGAUGUCGCACGGGGCAGCUCUCAUCAAGGAGGUCAUCAUUUAUCGAGGAGGCCUUCUACUGCCGGGACACCGGGCAAUCCAGGACAAAGCCGAUUGGGCAGGAAAGGGCGGGCAUGGAAAGAGGAGAGUUGCUAAGUACCAGGCUGCAAAAGAGGAUGAAGGCUUUGUAGCGCGCAUGCACGACCUGGAAUGCAAAGGAAGGAUGAUGGAAUGCAGCGCCAGCAUGAUCUACGAGAAGCGCAUGGAGAUGAGACAAGAGCACCAGGACCAAGGUCAGAUUGAAUCUAUGCAGCAUUCCUACACGCAUGGAGCUCUAUACGAGAACGCCUAUUACGGCAAAAAGGGCCGAAAUGAUGUGUUGAGAUUGGAGCUGGAGGCCAAGGAGGUGAAGAUGCUUUCGCUGAUAACUGAGACUCGUUGA